CGCUCUGUGCAGGCCCGUCAGCCGUCGCUGGGCCAUGGGCGCCGCAGGCUCGUCGGCGCUGGCCCGCCUCGGCCUCCCCGCGCGGCCCCGGCCCGGGUGGCUCGGGGUGGCCGCGCUGGGACUGGCCGCGGUGGCGCUGGGGGCGGUCGCGUGGCGCCGCGCGCGGCCCGGGCGGCGCCGGCGGCUGCAGCAGGUGGGCACCGUGGCGCGGCUCUGGAUCUACCCGGUCAAGUCCUGCAAGGGGGUGCCGGUGAGCGCGGCGGAGUGCACGCCCCUGGGGCUGCUCAGCGGCCACCUGCGGGACAGGUUUUGGAUGGUUAUCAAGGAGGAUGGACACAUGGUCACUGCCCGGCAGGAGCCGCACCUGGUGCUGGUCUCUGUCUCCCAUGGGAACAACUGCCUGGUCCUCAGGGCUCCAAGCAUGGAUGAGCUGGUUUUGCCUAACAAGUUGCCUUCCUCAAACAAACUCCACAACUGCAGGGUAUUUGGUCUUGACAUUAAUGGCAGGGACUGUGGUGAUGAGGCAGCUCAGUGGUUCAACAAAUUCUUGAAAACAGAAACAUUGAGGUUGGUUCAAUUUGAAAUGGACAUGAAAGGAAGAGAAUCAAGGAAAAUUUUCCCUGCUUUUGUGCAAAAUUACCAGAAAAGCGCCUGGAGCCUGGUGGCCUAUCCGGACAGCAGCCCAGUCAUGAUCCUCUCGGAAGCCUCCCUGGCAGAUUUGAAUACCAGGCUGGAGAAGAAAGUGAAAAUGGAGAAUUUCAGACCAAAUAUCGUGGUGACAGGCUGCGAUGCUUUUGAGGAGGACACCUGGGAUGAACUCCUAAUUGGUGGUGUAGAAAUGAAAAAGGUAUUGGCUUGCUCCAGGUGCAUUUUGACCACGGUGGACCCAGAUACUGGAGUCAUAGACAGGAAGGAGCCACUGGAAACCCUGAAGAGCUACCGCCUGUGCGAUCCUUCUGAGAAGCAGAUAUACAAGUCGUCCCCACUUUUUGGGAUCUAUUGUUCGGUGGAAAAAAUUGGAAGCCUGAGAGUUGGUGACCCUGUGUAUCAGAUGGUGUAGUGACAGACCCACCAGAGUGAUAUGGUUUCAGCAUCCAGGAGGCACUGAUCGGGGUUUUAACAACAGCAGCAACGAUACCUCGGUGAAUCCUUAUUACCAAGCCUUUGACCAUCUUUACUCUAGAAACGACCUCCAUUUCUUACUUUUCGGAGUUGUGUGUGCUCCAUGUUAACGCAGGGAAAGUAUUAGAGGUGACUUGGGAAUACAACAUUAUAUAAACUUAUAAUUUCAUAAAUGUAAUUUGUAAUUAUAUAAAUUUUAGGUAAUGAAGACUUUUAAAAUGAAUAAAAUUGCCUUUAAAAUUAUUUUGAAUGUUACUGUAGCUAUGUCUCUUUUCCAGUCCCUGACUUUAAUAGAGAUGAGUAAAGAAAGUUUAAAGUUCAGCUUAAAAGCUCCAAGACAAUUUUUAAAUGCAUACAUUUUAUUACCUAUUAUUCUGUGUUUUAGGAGAAAUGGAAAACAAGCCAUAGUUUCCUGAUGUGCCUGUGCGUGUCAGCACAUUCACACAUGCUGUUCAUUGGUAUUCACAUGGCUGUUGGCUCCUGCUGGCUCAUGUGUUUUUACCCUACCAUUACAUCAGGGCUGUACUUGACUAUGGAAGUUAUUUUAUCGGCCUUGUUUUUAUAUUCUAUUAUGCCUCUAUUAGCCUCUAUUAAAGUAAUUUGUUGUGUGUAACUGCUGGAUACACCACCUGGAAUUCCAAGUGAGACAAAAUAGAGAAUGGAGUUUAAAACAGAGAAAGGAAUUUGAAAGAGAAAGGAAUUUAAAAGAGAAUGGAGUUUAAAAGAGAACAGGAGUGGGAAGAAAAAAGCAGGGACAUAUGUUUUAGGUGGACAUAAUUGUUGGUAUGACUAAGCAAAAAUACUGAAGUAAUAUGUGAAUGAACUAACCCACUUACGAUUUUGUGGUUUCUUUAUCAUUAAUAAAUGUGAAUCUCAAGCC
This is a messenger RNA of Cynocephalus volans (Philippine flying lemur), 2002 nucleotides long. It is a transcript of the gene MTARC2, whose product is annotated as mitochondrial amidoxime reducing component 2. The transcript is spliced from 9 exons. Lineage: Eukaryota; Metazoa; Chordata; Mammalia; Dermoptera; Cynocephalidae. Gene Ontology annotation, biological process: nitrate metabolic process. The record is from RefSeq and is a predicted model, not a curated record. Gene Ontology annotation, molecular function: nitrate reductase activity; pyridoxal phosphate binding; molybdenum ion binding. The coding region runs from base 35 to 1060 and encodes 341 amino acids. Gene Ontology annotation, cellular component: mitochondrial inner membrane.